AUGGAGGAAGCUGAGCCAAUUCACACACCCGGCUUUGAGCCUACGAGCAUGCAAACACAUUCUCCACCGGAUUCACCACCACACAAUCCUACCUGGGGUGAUAAACCGGCGAAAGAUGCGAAGCUGCCAGUAGGCCAAUUGAAUGAUUCGGAGGUCAGCAGAUUGCCCGAGAAAAUCGAACAAUCGAAGAAAGACGAGGAUUCAGAGAUAGAUAUCGAAUCUAGGAGGAAAAGGAUUGUGGUUGUGGGGUUGGGAAUGGUGGGCAUUGCGUUCAUUGAAAAGCUUCUCAAGUACGAUGUCAAGCGGAGAGAGUAUGACGUGGUGGUAAUCGGCGAGGAACCCCAUCUCGCGUACAACCGCGUUGGUCUGACCAGCUUCUUCCAACAUCGCGAAGUCGAGAACCUAUAUCUGAACCCUAAGGACUGGUACUCUUCAAUGCCCGAAGGAUCCCUCAGCUACCACCUCAACACCCUCGUCACCGAAAUCGACUCAAAGAACAAGUCGGUCAAGACCUCCAGCGGCGAGACAGUCCCUUACGAUGUCCUCGUCCUCGCGACCGGCUCUGAUGCGCUCCUCCCCAAGCACACACCUGGUCACGAUGCAGAAGGCGUUUUUGUGUACCGGACUAUCGACGAUCUCCAGCGGCUCAUUAAAUUCGCCGCGACGCGAAAAGGCACCACUGGAAUUACGGUUGGAGGUGGCCUGCUAGGUCUGGAAGCGGCCAAAGCAAUGAUGGAUCUUGAAGAUUUUGGCAAAGUGAAACUCAUCGAGAGAAAUAGAUGGGUAUUGAGCAGGCAGUUGGAUGGCGACGCAGGAGGCAUGGUUGUGGAGCAAGUCAGAGCACUGGGCCUGGAUGUCAUGCUCUCUAAGCGAGUCGGCAAGAUCGAAGUCGAUGAGAAAAACUCUGUGAAAGGUGUCCUAUUCGAAGAUGGAGAGCGCAUGGAGUGCUCGACUAUAUGCUUCGCUAUCGGCAUCAGAGCACGCGACGAGCUCGCUAGACAGUCAGGCAUCAAGUGUGCAGAUCGCGGCGGUGGUAUUAUAGUCGCCCCAGACCUAUCGACUUCAACCAAGGACAUCUACGCCAUCGGCGAGUGUGCAAGCUGGGAAAACCAGACCUUCGGUCUGAUCGCUCCAGGUGUCGAGAUGGCGGACGUCCUCGCCUUCAACCUCACACAGGCAAAAGCGCACACGCCGCGCAAGUUCAAGCGACCGGAUUUAAGUACAAAAUUGAAGCUCUUAGGCGUAGAAGUGGCCAGCUUCGGAGACUUCUUCGCCGAUCGUGACGGACCCAAAGACAUGCCCGGACGGCGACCAGCGAAGAAAGAUGGUGAGAGUGGACCAAGAGAUAAAGUCAAGAGUUUGACUGAUGGUCCAGCACCUCCUCCAGUCAAAGCACUUACUUACAAGGAUCCAUUCCAACAGGUGUAUAAAAAGUACCUGUUCACCAUGGAUGGGAAAUACCUGCUCGGUGGAAUGAUGAUUGGUGACACAAAAGACUACGUCAAGCUGGUGCCAAUGGUGAAAAAUCAGAAACAACUGGAGAUGCCUCCAAGCGAGCUCAUUGUCGGUGCUUCGAAAGGAGAUGAUGACGGUGAUGAUCUCGACGACGAUGUGCAAAUCUGCUCAUGUCACAAUGUCACCAAGGGUGAUGUGGUGAAGGGCGUUAAGGACGGCUCUUGCAAAUCCAUCGGCGACGUGAAGGCGUGCACGAAGGCCGGCACCGGGUGUGGAGGCUGCAUGCCUCUCGUCCAAACCAUCUUCAACAAGACUAUGUCUUCGAUGGGCCAGGAAGUCAAGAACCACCUUUGCCCCCAUUUCGAAUACUCGCGCGCCGAUCUCUUCAAUAUCAUCUACGUCAAGAAGCUUACUGGAUUCGCCGACGUCAUGAAGGAGUGCGGAAAGGAGCCGGAGUCGACGGGAUGCGAGGCCUGCAAACCAGCGAUCGGUUCCAUAAUCUCCAGCUUGUUCAACAAGCAUUUGUUGGACGAUUCUCGACGAGGACUGCAAGAUACGAACGAUCGCUUCCUGGCGAACAUCCAACGGAAUGGAACCUUCAGUGUCGUCCCGCGUAUGGCGGGUGGCGAGAUCACCCCCGAGAAACUCAUUAUCAUCGGGACUGUUGCCAAGAAGUACAACCUGUAUACCAAGAUCACCGGUGGACAGCGUAUUGACAUGUUCGGUGCUAAAAAGCAAGACCUCCUAGCCAUCUGGCAAGAGCUCGUUGAUGGCGGCAUGGAGUCUGGCCACGCGUAUGCGAAGUCGCUCCGUACAGUGAAGUCCUGUGUAGGAACUACAUGGUGUCGUUUCGGUGUGGGUGACAGUGUAGGCAUGGCGGUACGUCUGGAGGAGCGAUAUAAGUCCAUCCGAGCACCACACAAGUUCAAGGGCGGUGUAUCCGGUUGCGUAAGAGAAUGCGCCGAGGCACAGAACAAGGACUUCGGUCUCAUUGCAACGGAGAAGGGGUUCAACAUUUUCGUGGGCGGGAACGGAGGUGCGAAACCAAGACAUUCAGAAUUGCUCGCCAAAGAUGUUCCGCCCGACGAUGUCAUUCCAAUCCUCGAUCGCUACAUCUCUUUUUAUAUCAGAACAGCAGACAAGCUACAGCGUACAGCGCGAUGGAUCGAGAACCUACCUGGCGGUAUCAAAUACCUUCAAGAAGUGAUUCUAGAGGACAAGCUCGGAAUAUGCGCCGACCUUGAGAAGCAGAUGCAAGAUCUCGUCGGAUCAUUCUUCUGUGAAUGGACAGAGGUCCUUAAAAGCCCUGAAAGAAGAGCGCACUUUAAUCAAUUCGCCAACACGUCAGAAAAUAUCGAGCCAGCAAUCGAGCCAACAAAAGAACGCGACCAAGAACGACCGAGCUACUGGCCUUCAGAAUCAGUAAAGGAAGACUUCAAAGGCCACAAGUGGGGAGAUCUUAGCUGGCAACCUCUGGUCAAGGCUGAAGAGUUCCGAGACCUUCCUACUGGCGAUUCGAAGGCGAUCAAGCGCGGCGACACGCAACUGGCUGUCUUCAAGGUGCGCGGCAAGUACUACUGCACGCAGCAGAUGUGCCCCCACAAGCGUGCUUUCGUGCUCAGCGACGGACUCAUUGGCGAUGACAUCAAGAACAACAAGCUCUGGGUGUCGUGUCCCUACCACAAGCGCAACUACGAGCUCUCAGGUCCUGAAGCUGGUCGCUGCGCAAAUGACGAGCAGGUUAACAUUGCCACUUUCCCAGUUGAGGAGCGCGAUGAUGGCUUUGUGUAUGUGAAGCUUCCGAGCGUGGAGGAACUCGAUGGCGUAUUGGGGACGAGCAAAUUCAAGAUAAAGAAGGAUGAGACAAGCGAUCCAUUCGAAGCUCUCGACAAGAAGCUGAAAGCAUCGCAGAAGGGAAGAAAAGGCUUUGCCAUCAGCCAUCUGAAGGACGGUGUGGGAGAGCAAGCAAGAGCUAGCAUGAUACUUGCCGGUGGAGAACGUGGCGCGGGAGGCCUAGACUGGUGAUUUGGAGCUUAGCAUGAUGAAUGACGAUGAUAACGUAGCAUUUACGAUGGCGUCAUAGAAGGGGCUGUGAGAUAUGCUUCAUGUGGGACGUGUGGUGGUACGAGAUAUUGGAAUGCCGUCCGUGUUAGGCAGACAGAUUGUGGUCCUGUCCGCUUGAGAAGAGCCUCAUUAUUGUUCCUUGCAUGGCAGUGCUAGUCCACAUCCCUUAUUUCAGCUCUUGUAUGUUUAUCGGUUUGGGGACAUUGCACACACGCUCAGAUGAGGAUCUACGAGAAAGGGAUGCAAGACAAUGGAAAGAAAAGGAUAAGCUUCAUUGCAUAUGUACUGAGCG
Paraphaeosphaeria sporulosa is the source of this 3811-nucleotide messenger RNA. RefSeq names its product nitrite reductase. The transcript is spliced from 5 exons. The record is from RefSeq and is a predicted model, not a curated record. Lineage: Eukaryota; Fungi; Ascomycota; Dothideomycetes; Pleosporales; Didymosphaeriaceae. Bases 1 to 3480 code for a protein of 1159 amino acids. Gene Ontology annotation, molecular function: heme binding; 2 iron, 2 sulfur cluster binding; nitrite reductase [NAD(P)H] activity.